Protopolystoma xenopodis is the source of this 534-nucleotide messenger RNA. The record is from the annotation of a GenBank genome assembly. Lineage: Eukaryota; Metazoa; Platyhelminthes; Monogenea; Polystomatidea; Polystomatidae.
AUCGUCAACGUCAUCUCCAGUGCUAGCAACACCACGAAUACGAUCAGGCGCAUCAGCAACGUCGACGAGAUCACUUGUCCCGAGAUGAUGUCUCUUCAGUUGAGCAUGGGAUUUCGGCUGAGGCUCCGGGACACAGGCCUUCUUCUCCUCUUCCUCAUGCUCGCCGGCCUGUUCACAUGUUGCCUCGGCUUGUCGAACUUUCAACCCGGCGUCUUCCGGAUGGGUCAGAAGCGUUCGGCCUUCCGAGCCUCCGAAGCUGGCCUCGAGCCCGAGUGCCAAGUCGAGUUGGUCGAGAGCAUUCCAGAAAACUUGACCUUUUCUCCAGGAGCCGUACGACAUUCGUCGACCUUUGAAGCUUGGCGUACGCUUCUUGAAAACGCCGAGAAGUCGAUCUAUCUGUCGGCAUUCUACUGGACUCUGCUGAGCAAAGACACCUUGACAACGACUAAUUCUUCCGCUCAGGUGGGCAACAAAGAGUGGGAAGGUAGGGGAGAAAAUAGUCAGGAAAGGAAGGGCGCUGGCAAACUAGGUUGA